UGUUUAGUAUUAGUUACUACCUAGCAAAUGAGCAAGCGCAAUUUGAAAGAGAAAAAAUUAAUUUAACCUGUGACAACUGCAAGUGCGUAUGUGCAUAGUUGGAAAUUUUUAUAUAACGGAGAGUGACAAAAGCAAAAAAAAUCAAUUGACUGCGCAACGAAAAUCGAUUUAAGUUUUUUGUACGGCGGGCAGGAGGCGCUGCUGCAGGCAGCUGCUAUCUAACGGAACAGGUUAAAUUAAAUUAAAUGUAUAAUUGUGCAAUAAAUUUCGUGUCACCCGCACACGACGUACGCAAAAUGCAAAAGGUUUGGCAGCUGGAACGUUGGAAAGUUUCGACAACGUUGCUCCUUCUUGUGCUGAUUUGCCUGGGCAACAGUGGCUGCAAUGCAGCGGAUACGGACAUAACGUUGGAUGCCAAGGCAACACUUAAUCAUCGCAUACAAAGCUUGGAUUUGCUGGUAUUUGUGUUCCUGCUAGCGCUAACGGUAUUAACCAUAUGGUUGUUUAAACAUCAUCGUGUCUCCUGGUUGCAUGAAACAGGACUCGCUGUCAUUUAUGGCUUAAUAGUGGGCGCCAUUAUACGCUAUGCAGGCACUAAUACCACCUUGGUGCACAUGCAGGUGGAGACCCAGGGUGUGCCCAUCUAUAAUGACAAAUUGCCGCCAGAUACACUGUGGUUUAAGUAUCCAGUUAAUCAGACGAAUGCAACAAAACCGCCCGAGGGCGUGAAGACCUAUGCAUAUGUAUUUCGGGGUCAAGUCUAUGAUAUAGAAGAGAAUGAAAUUGAUUUAAAGGCUACUUUCGAUCCCGAAGUGUUUUUCAAUAUAAUACUACCGCCUAUCAUAUUCUAUGCAGGCUAUAGCUUAAAAAAGAAAUAUUUCUUUCGCAAUUUGGGCGCAAUUCUAACGUUUGCCAUUGUGGGCACCACUUUGUCGGCCUUCCUAAUCGGUGGUCUUAUGUACGGUUGUGUAAAAUUGAUGCCAAAAUAUUUGAGCAGCAGUUUUACAUUCCUGGACACGCUGUAUUUUGGUGCCUUAAUCUCACCUACGGAUCCGCUUACAAUAUUGGCCAUAUUUAAUGAUUUACGUGUGGAUGUAAAUCUCUAUGCGCUAGUGCUAGGCGAAUCUGUGUUGAAUGAUGCAGUGGCCAUAGUGCUGAGUGGUGCCAUACAAAACUACGGUGAACAUUAUUCCAAUUCGGGCGAGUUUGAAACAUCAGCUUUUCUACGUUCAUUGGGCGACUUUUUCUCCAUAUUUUUGCUAUCGCUGAUGAUUGGUGCUGUCAUGGGCUGUUUUACAGCAUUGUUGACCAAGUUUACGCGCGUGCGUGACUUUCCUUUAUUAGAAUCGGCGCUCUUUGUGCUUAUGAGCUAUAGCACCUUCCUGCUGGCAGAGGCUACUGAGCUUACGGGCGUUGUUGCUGUUCUAUUUUGCGGCAUUUGUCAGGCGCACUAUACGUACAAUAAUCUCUCGGAGGAUUCCCGUCAGCGCACUAAACAAAUCUUUGAGCUUCUCAACUUUUUGGCGGAGAACUUUAUAUUUUCCUACAUAGGCGUUUCGAUGUUUACCUUUCCCAAGCAUCAUUUCGAUGCGGGUUUUAUUAUAACAGCUUUUAUCUGCGCUGCCUUGGGACGUGCCGUUAAUGUCUAUCCUUUGUCCUGGCUUUUGAAUAUCAAACGCAAGCCCAAGAUUUCCACAAACUUCCAGCAUAUGCUCUUCUUUGCCGGCUUACGUGGCGCCAUGUCAUUUGCCUUGGCCAUACGCAAUACCGUUUCGGAUGCACGUCAGACCAUGUUGACGGCCACCUCAUUGAUUGUCAUCUUUACGGUUAUUAUUCAAGGCGGCGCAGCCAACUUUUUGCUUAAUUGGCUCAAAAUUCCCGUUGGCGUGGACGAUGAGACUGAACAGUUGAAUAACUAUCAAGUGCAUAGUGUAUACAAUUCCAUGGAUAAUUCACAUUCGGUGCCGUCUGAUGGUUAUUUGCAGGACGUGGAAGGUGGUGGCAGCGGCGGACGUGGAAAGCUGCGUAUAAAUAGCGGUGGUGAAACUAAUUUGGAUACACCUAUAGAUGGCCCCAGCGGCCGUAGACGAAAUAGCCAUGAGAAGGCUAUACUAGCUAGAAUUUGGGGCAACUUUGAUACAAAAUAUAUGAAGCCCUUGCUGACACAUUCACGUCCUACGCUACUGGAAACUUUGCCUGUUUGCUGCAAUCCCAUAGCACGUCUGUUGACAACCACACAACAGCUAACGCAGGAUGGCAGCGAAUUUCGACGCGUUGAUUCCGAUUCGGAUAUAUGCAUUGAUAAUGACACUGGAGGCAAUGGACUCAGUCCGGAUGCCUUAGCCGGCACGCGUCGCAAUUCAAUAAAUCGCCUGGAAAUUCUGGAGCAUGUUCAAAGUCCUGUAUCAACGCGAAUCAGACUCUUAGGAUUUUAUGGCAAAAAAUUAUAGUAUUUGUAGCAUUAG
Drosophila busckii is the source of this 2465-nucleotide messenger RNA. RefSeq names its product sodium/hydrogen exchanger 6 (gene Nhe3). Gene Ontology annotation, molecular function: sodium:proton antiporter activity. NCBI's taxonomy places the organism in Eukaryota, Metazoa, Arthropoda, Insecta, Diptera, Drosophilidae. The record is from RefSeq and is a predicted model, not a curated record. The coding region runs from base 246 to 2450 and encodes 734 amino acids. Gene Ontology annotation, cellular component: recycling endosome; membrane. Gene Ontology annotation, biological process: proton transmembrane transport; sodium ion transport; regulation of pH. The transcript is spliced from 13 exons.